AUGGCUGCUAAUUAUACAAAGGUUAGUUUCUUCUUGGCUCUUGUAAUGACGGUGGCGAUUCUCACUCCUUCACUCGUCGCCGGUGGAAAUAAGUUCACCGAUCUCAAAAUCCGUAAACACUUGAAACGACUCAACAAGCCAGCUCUCAAAUCGAUUAAGAGCCCAGAUGGAGAUAUUAUUGAUUGUGUCCCAGUCACCGACCAACCAGCUCUUGCUCAUCCUCUGCUCGUUAAUCACUCUGUUCAGAUGACGCCAAGUUUCAACCCAGAGAGUGUGUUUAGUGAGAGUAAAGUUUCGUCGAAGGGCAAGAAUCAGAAGGAUGGUUCUACUAUAAGUCAGCUUUGGCAUGUGAAUGGGAAAUGCCCAGAGAACACGAUUCCGAUAAGAAGAACGAGAAAGCGAGAUCUUUACAGAGCGAGCUCCGUCGAGAGAUUCGGUAUGAAGAAUCAGAAAAGCAUCCCUAAACCGAAAUCUUACGACCCAGCUAGUGUCCUUACACAAAACGGUCACCAGCACGCGAUAAUGUAUGUGGAAGAUGGGGUUUUCUACGGAGCUAAAGCCAAGAUUAAUGUGUGGAAACCGGAUGUUGAAAUGCCUAAUGAGUUUAGCUUGGCUCAGAUUUGGGUUUUGGGUGGCAAUUUCAACUCUGAUCUUAAUAGUAUAGAAGCUGGAUGGCAGGUGAGUCCACAACUGUAUGGUGAUUCUCACACCAGACUCUUCACUUAUUGGACUAGUGAUGCAUACCAAGGCACAGGCUGCUACAAUCAUCUGUGCUCAGGAUUUGUUCAAGUCAACAGAGAGAUCGCAAUGGGUGGCUCAAUCUCUCCUUUAUCCAGCUACGGAAACUCUCAAUAUGACAUUACCAUACUUAUCUGGAAGGACCCAAAAGAAGGGCAUUGGUGGCUACAAUUUGGAGAGAAAUACAUAAUGGGAUAUUGGCCAGCAUCACUCUUCUCUUACUUAUCAGAAAGUGCAUCGAUGAUCGAAUGGGGAGGAGAAGUGGUUAACUCAGAGUCAGAGGAAGGACAACACACCACCACUCAGAUGGGAAGUGGAAGGUUCGCAGAGGAAGGUUGGGGUAAAGCAAGUUACUUCAAGAACGUCCAAGUUGUUGAUGGUUCUAACGAGUUGAGAAACCCUGAGAAUAUUCAAGUCUUUACUGAUCAAGACAACUGUUACAAUGUCAAAAGUGGUGAUGGAGGUUCUUGGGGAAGUCACUUCUACUAUGGUGGUCCUGGUCGUAACCCUGAUUGCCCUUGA
Microthlaspi erraticum is the source of this 1260-nucleotide messenger RNA. The record is from the annotation of a GenBank genome assembly. Lineage: Eukaryota; Viridiplantae; Streptophyta; Magnoliopsida; Brassicales; Brassicaceae.